Molecule: messenger RNA, 2682 nt
Organism: Abrus precatorius (Indian licorice)
Lineage: Eukaryota; Viridiplantae; Streptophyta; Magnoliopsida; Fabales; Fabaceae
Exons: 1
Coding region: 1-2682 (893 amino acids)
Source: RefSeq, a predicted model, not a curated record
AUGGCAGAUUCAAGCCCUUACACCAAACCCCAUUUCCCACUUUCUGAGUUCAGCUCACGGAUCCAACCAAAACCCAUCAACCAAGGUAAGUCUUGUUCUGGUUUCCUCUUAAAAUCUUUGUUCUUGGCACUGUUUGUCAUUGUUCUUCCACUUUUUCCUUCACAAGCUCCUGACUUUGUGAGCCAAACAAUACUCAACAAGUUCUGGGAGCUUCUUCACCUUCUCUUCAUUGGCAUUGCUGUGGCCUAUGGUUUGUUUAGUAGAAGAAAUGUAGAACUUGAAUCACACGUAGAAACUCACUCUAGUUCUGAUGCUUCACCUAAUUAUGUGUCCAAAAUGUUUCCUGCUUCCACUAUUUUUGGUGAUGGGUGUGAAAAUCCAUGUGGAUUUGAUGAGAAGAGGAUGGUGCAUUGUUGGAAUCCUCAGUACUUUGAGGGAGAGUCCAAUGGAGGUACUGUUGGUGUUUUUGAUGAACAGUACAAACCCCAAUUGCCAAGUUCUGAAGGUAAUUUUGGUUAUUCCUCAGUUAGUAGUGAUGGAAAUAGAACCAAUGUGGUUCAAGCUUGGAAUUCUGAGUACUAUCAAAGUGAGCCAGUGGUGGUUGUAGCUCAACCAAAUUACUCCACUGGUGAAUGUGGCGAGGUUGUUGAUUAUAAGCCUCUAGGACUACCGGUUCGCAGUUUAAGAUCGGUUGCAAGAGAAGUGGAUAGUGCUAAAUACACCAAUGAGAGUGAUUCCAGUUCUGGUUCAAGGGGUUCUUCUAGGGGCUCAGAUAAGAGCAGAGGUAGGGACUUUGGGGAUUUGGGUCAUUCCAAUUUGGAGAACAAAAUGAAUCCUGCUGCUGCUGGUGGAUCGGCUUCCCCAAUUCCCUGGCGUUCAAGGAAUAGAAGGAUGGAAAGGGGGAAUAGACAUGGCAAUGUUACCCGUCCUUCACAUUUUAGGCCUCUUUCAGUUGAUGAAGCUAAACUUGAAGCACUCAGUUCGAGGUCUUUACAGUCAACAUCUUUCUCUUCCCAAACCAAUAUGUAUUCUUCGUUGGAUUCAAUUUCAUCAGAUAAUAUGAACUUUCAUGAGGAAGAAAUAAGACCAAAGGAAGCUUCCUAUGUGGCUGCUUCAGAGAAAAUUAAUAUUCAAGAAGAUGUGGGACAGAAGACUUCCUAUGUGCCUGUUACAGAUAAUAUGAAUUUCCAAGAAGAAGAUAUGGGAUCAAGGAAGACUUCCUAUGUGCCUGCUUCUGAAAAUACAAGUUUUCAAGAGAUAGAUUUGGGAAAGAAGAGUUUCCAGGGUUCUUCAUCAAGAAAUAGAAGGAUCGCAAGUAAAGGAAAAUUUGCUGCUGCUUCUUUUCCCUCACAUUUCAGGCCAAUGUCAGUUGAUGAAACUCAGUUUGAAUCACUUGGUUCAAAGUCUUUCCAGUUUUUGGGAUCUUUCUCUUCCCACAUGAGAAUGUAUUCUUCCUUGGAUUCAAUUUCGUCUGAUAUGGACUUCCAAGAGGAAGAUAUGGGGCCAAAGAAAACUUCCCACAUGCAAACUUCAGAAAAUAUGAAUUUCCAGGAGGAAGAUAUGGGACACAGGAAAACUUCUUACGUGCAUGAAUCUGAAAAUGUGAAUUUCCAGGAGGAUGAUGUGGAACAAAAGAAAACUUCUUAUGAGCCUGCUUCAGAAAAUAUGGAUUUCCAAGAGGUGGAUUUGGGAAAGAAGAUUUCUCAGGUGUCAUCUUCAAGAAAUGGAAUAAUGGAAUCAAAAGGAAAAUAUGCUGGCGUUUCUCAUUCUUCGCCCUUCAGGACAAUUCCAGUUGAUGAAACUCAAUUUGAGUCACUCAGCUCACGGUCUUUCCAGUCUAUGGGAUCUUUUUCAUCUCAGUCGAGUAUAUGUUCUUCCUUAGACUCUGUUUUGUCAGAGAAUGUGAACUCGCUGAAGGAAGAUUUAGGGGAAAAGAAGAGCUCGCACGGAUCUUCUUCAAGUUCACCAUCACCUUUGGCUAGAAAGAAUAGGGAAGCUUCAUUGCAAUCAUUUCAGGCUCGUGGAUAUAGUAUUGGAUCCAUGUUCCAGGAUGACUUAAAGAGUAGUCUGAAUGAUGAGUUGAGGGGUUUAAAUGAGAUUGGAGUUGAGGAUCCCUCUGGCAAUAAAGAGUCAAGGUUGCAUGUUUUGCAGUCAGACUCAGAAAAGCCUGCAAGGCUAGCAAAAGCUCCAUCAAGGGGAAAAUCGGUUAGAACAAGAAAAGCCAGUGAACUGACAUCAGGGACAAUGAGAAUAGGAGAAACAUCUAGCAAACAACUUGAUGAAAAGGUUGAAAAGAAGUCUAAUAAUGUUGAUUUGGGAUUGAGAAAAGAUAAAAUGAAAAAUGGAGAACCAAACAUUCUACUGAAAGGAGUCAGUAAGAAAACUCUGGAUUCUUAUAGCCCUAAGCCUGAGAUUAAAUUUUCCAAUCAUCGUAAGGGAGAUAAACUAGAACCAUCCAAGAAUUUGUCUAAGCAAGACUCAGAUAUCGAGCUUGAGAAUAAUCGGGUGAGCUCAGAUGAAGAUGAGGUGCCUGCAUAUGUCAAUGAUUCAGAACUGGAUUCUGAGGUGGAUAAGAAAGCUAGUGAAUUUAUAGCCAAGUUCAAAGCUCAAAUCAGGCUUCAGAAAAUGGGAUCUACUGAUAGAUCAAAAGAGCAAAAGACCAUUGGAAACAAGAUUAGGUGA